GGAUCCAGCUACACCGAUCUAGCCAUCAUCGUCUGCUACUUCUUGGCGUUGGCCGUGAGUCUCUAAUGGGUGGAGAUAGGAGCGUUGAGUCUGAUAGGAAUUUUGUGAGCUCUCAUGAAGUAAGUAUAGCCUAUCAUGACUCGGAAGAUUUUGCGUCUUGGUGAACAACAGCUCCAAGGACUCGUAUCGAACCCAAAAGCGCCAUCUUACCACUCGAUCACCGACACGUGCCAUGCUCUUGACUGGGAAUGCUGCUGGCGCAAAUUCGUGGCAGGCAAAGGAGCCGGCACAUGCAGCGAGUAACACAUCCCAAGACAAAAUGUUCGCAAGCAAAAACAUCUUACUCGCCACCUGGCCUAGCUUCGAUAGCAAAACCUUGGUCGGGAAGGUGCGUAAAAUGGUCUUCAAACGUACAAUUUGGUCAGUUCGUCAUCCAACAGACGCAAGCGAUUUGCCGACAAUGUAUAUCGCUUCUCGAUGCGGGGCUCUUACUCGAUUCUGUUUUGUCCGAUCAUCUCGCAACGGCAGCCGGGUAUCAAAGCUCGAGACGAUACUGUGUCCUGACGAACGGGCCGUGACCUGUGUGCGUGGUCGAGACAGGUCAGAUGAGAGCCGAGUCGGCUUGUGUGUACGACUUCGAGGCUGUGUUGAGGCAGUCGAACUCAACCAGCAGGGGCUGCGUCCGGUGAGGGAAGAAAACCGAUACAGCCAUGUCCCCCUUGAUCGUCAGGCCCAUAUAUGUCGCUGCCCGUGAAAAAAGCAAUGUGGCUGCAUGGAGAUACGCCGUAGGGCAACCAUGCAAAGUCCUUCAAGAGCUUCCUGGCGCUUACUCGGCGCCGCAACUUUCAGUGUACCUGGUCAGCCGAUUGCAAAUCUCUACCUCUACUUAUAUCCCCUUUGUGCCCGCAUCUUUUGAGCUUAGGGCUGGAAGAACUUACCAAUUCUUACUCACACAGUCGCUAAACAGCCUUUAGCUGUUGAAAGCCUUUGUCGUCGAAUCAACUUG
Dothidotthia symphoricarpi CBS 119687 is the source of this 1006-nucleotide messenger RNA. RefSeq lists its product as uncharacterized. The coding region runs from base 233 to 754 and encodes 173 amino acids. Lineage: Eukaryota; Fungi; Ascomycota; Dothideomycetes; Pleosporales; Dothidotthiaceae. The transcript has 2 exons. The record is from RefSeq and is a predicted model, not a curated record.